Molecule: messenger RNA, 894 nt
Organism: Adineta ricciae
Lineage: Eukaryota; Metazoa; Rotifera; Eurotatoria; Adinetida; Adinetidae
Source: the annotation of a GenBank genome assembly
AUGAAUCAAAUCGAAGCAGAAUUGGGUGUGUUAACACCCAUAGCAAUCUUCGUACCAGCUUAUACUCGUGCAGAAAUCGUUACAAUAUUGCAAAACAUGUUUGCUCAACAACAAGGUCUUCUUCCAACAUCAGUUAGUCAAAUACAAAUCAUUAUUGAACUAGCACUUCAGAUUUUCUAUGCAGUCACAAACGAUCUGAUAGAAUUAAAAGACAUGUCGACAAUGUGUAUCAAAGAUUUCUUACGUAACAGUGUGAAGAAACAAACAAGUGAUGAUGGAAGCAACAACGACUAUCGUAUACUUUAUCAAAAGGAGUUCUUCACACAAGUUCUCAACUCUGUCUAUACUCGUUCAAUGAGUAUUCCAAAAUUUCUUGAUACACAUACGGCUGACGAAGAAACCAACGAGAAUUCCUCUCAUUUAACAUCGAUGGAUAGCAAAAGCAAUGCUCGUGAUCUUCCAACCUCAGCUAAAUAUUUGCUGAUUGCGAUCUACUUAGCUACACAAAAUCCGGUGAAAUACGAUCGAAUGCUUUAUGAUAAACAAGGUCAGGGCAAAAAGAGCCGACGAGGAAAGAUCAUGCAUAAACGAGCACAACUCGAUACAGCAAAAAUCGAAUAUUUACCACUGUCAUCGAAUAAGCCUAUCGGAUUGAAUCGUCUCUUGGCUAUUUACUGUUCUUUACAAGGCGAUACAGUUCCUUUAACCAAUCAAAUUUAUAUACAAUUAGCUUUAUUAACUUCCAUGCGUUUGAUUGAACUUGUCGGAGGAUCGAAUGAAAGUGGAAUUAUAAAUUUAAAUGAACCAAAAUAUCGUUGUACAAGCUCAAGUGAUUGCAUUCGACGUCUCGCGGCAUCAAUCGACUUCAAAAUCGAUGAUCUUCUUCUUGUCUGA